This is a messenger RNA of Ochlerotatus camptorhynchus, 2506 nucleotides long. RefSeq lists its product as uncharacterized. The annotation marks the transcript as partial. The record is from RefSeq and is a predicted model, not a curated record. Gene Ontology annotation, biological process: regulation of cell shape; cell migration; cortical actin cytoskeleton organization. Gene Ontology annotation, cellular component: cytosol. Gene Ontology annotation, molecular function: actin filament binding. The transcript has 4 exons. Lineage: Eukaryota; Metazoa; Arthropoda; Insecta; Diptera; Culicidae.
AUGUUGUGACGCGAGGUUGGCUGGUUCGAGAGCUCGACUCAAUCUAUCCAAUACUGUGGGUGUGGACCUUAGUGGUGAAUGAUCCUCUACUCUUCACGUUGCUGGAUGAACAACAAGCGCGCUGGAAGUAGCCCCGCCGAGCCGAGUAUGUGUGAUGUGUAUUGUUGUUGCUGAACGGUGUGUUCUUGCUGCGGGACAGAGUGAAUAAAGAAGGCAGGCCUCCUCUAUACGGUCUAUCAUACGCGGCGGAUAACCCCCACGGUGUAUAGUUAUCCCCAGUCGCGCCGCCAUCCGUUGCGUGUUUGUUUCGUUGAGCUAAAACCGUGAUUUGUACGGAUGUUGUUAAGCUACGGAAACUGGGAUUGUGAAAAUCCAGAACACAUGAACAAACUAAAGUGUCGAAGAGACUGUUUCCACUGUUAUUCGUGAAUGCAUUUUAUUUGUGAAGUCUUGGUUCUUUGAAUUGGUGAUCAAUCCGCAAGUUGAACAGUGUCUGUGUCUACGAAUUUUGUGCUCGAAGAAACAUUCAAAAACCUCGAAGAGUGUCUGAGACGUUCAUUUAAUAACAAAUGAGCAUAAACAAAGAAGCCUCGGGAAUCAAGUAACCUGUUGCUGGAAGGGAAAUUCGUGUAAGUUUCAACUUUGCUGCAUUUGUGUCAAAUUUUUGGACUUAAAACAUAAGAAAGGCAACGAAAUAAGUGUACGGUGAAUUGCGAAAGAAUGUUCACUAUCAAUUCUAAGUGAACGCAGAGAAAAGAACAAAAAUUAGUGGUGUAUCCGCAAGCGAUUAAACAGAGCAUAUGCGCGACAUUCCUGUUCAGUGAUUCCUGGAACAUGAACACCACCAGCUACAUUUAUUUUAUCGGAAUCUAAAUCUCAAGUUGUUGUUGUUGUUGUUGUUGUUGUUGUAGCUGGUGCUGGUGCUGGUGCGUUCUACUGGGAAGAUCGGCGUUUAGGUUUCGGCUCUGUAUGUGCUUCUUCUUCGGUUCAGUUCAGUGGGUAUAUUCACAUUAGCUGCCCUCAUCGUUGCUGUUGCGUUUUCCUUUAUCCACACACAACACAACGCAACAUCCAUGUUUUAAGUUCGUCUUGUCUGAUUCUGCCUGCCUGAUGUCUGUCGUGUAUGGUGUGGCGCUGGUGGCACUCGGAGAGAACCACGGCAGCGGCUAAGUUGGAACGUUGUAAUAAGUGUUUCCGAUUGUUCUGAUUGCAGAGCUGCCAGAUUGCAGUUAAGGGCGGAACUUCGCUCAACGAAAUUUCAAAGUUUGCACAAUCGACAAAAAAAAAACUAAAGCCAAAGCAGACACCUCAAGUCAGCACUAAACCGCGAAGGGGUUUCCAAUUGCACAAAAACAGCUACCGGUAGCUUCUGAGUGCCGGUGACUGACCGGUCGAGUUAAGUCUCUUUUUCGAUACCGGGCGGAUUUGCGGGAACGGCAGAACCCGCCACGUUUGAUCAACAUCAUCAUUUUUUGGAAUCGAUUCGUCGUCGCCGCCGUCGCACCGGGAAGCAGAACGAACUUUAACAGUCAAACCCACUUGGAUCGAGUUGAUUACCCACACUCAGCAGUACAGAAGCUGAGAGAAGGAAGUUCCGAUUGGUCGUGGUGUACCGGUUGAUGGACUUUAAAGGUUGCUCGAAGGAGGGUGUGGGUGGUCAACUCGCGAGACAUCCGCCGUCCCCCCCGAACCGGAAGUGACCAUUUUACCUCUAUAUUGUUUGAUCGUUCGGCAAUGUUAAACGAAUCCAAGGGAGAGCGAAGCAAACACACGCACACGUGUGAUUGGUGGUGUUGGGUCCGUGUGUGCUUUUUGUGCGAUGUGAUGUAUGUUGUGUGAGCAGCAUAUAGAAAUUCAAUUCGACCAGAACGGCAGAGGAAGUGAUCCGAUGUUGUUGCUCGUGCUGCUGGUAUAAUACUUUUUCGGGCCUUCGCAGGAAUCGUUCGACUUCCAGUAGUGUGUUGUAAAUUUUCGAAAAGGAAGAAGUGUUUAUGGAAAAGAAUAAAAUUAUUAAGGGCUAUGAAUGAGCUAAAUCCAGUGUGUUUACUACGUGCUCGGUGUGCUUCGUGGAUUAUUGUUGUCGUGGAGUUGUUGUUGUUGUUGUAAACAGUGAAUCGGUGAAUCGGGUAUAAUCGACAGCUGGCCAAAGAUGGGUUUGGCAUCGUCCAAGGCGGCCAACAGUAUUGCCGCCAGCAGUAACGGUGGCGUCGGCGGUGGUUCCAAGCAUGACAGCGUGCUUGUCGAGACGCAGCACCACCAUCCGGAUAUUCAGCAGCCAUGCUCGCUGCUACCGUCGCCCUCGAGCGUUAUCGACAGUUGGAAACCGUCGAGCUGUCACAUACGGCAAGCCAGCAUCCGGUCGCGCAAUUUACAGCCCAUGCCGGACAUUGGCGAGCUGGAUCGACGGUUCGCGAAAGUACUGGCUUCCAUGGAUCUCCCACCGGACAAGGCAAAGCUGUUGAAGAAUUAUGACAACGACAAGAAAUGGGACAUUAUUUGCGAUCAG